Molecule: messenger RNA, 1380 nt
Organism: Encephalitozoon hellem ATCC 50504
Lineage: Eukaryota; Fungi; Microsporidia; Unikaryonidae
Product: ATP-dependent RNA helicase
Exons: 1
Coding region: 1-1380 (459 amino acids)
Cellular component (GO): nucleolus
Molecular function (GO): ATP binding; nucleic acid binding
Source: RefSeq, a predicted model, not a curated record
AUGUACACCAAGGGAAUUGGGGAUAUUUGCAUUAACAGCAGGCUGAGGGAGAAAGUUGAGGCAAACGGGUUUGGGGAGAUGACUGAUGUUCAACGGAUGUGUGUUCCAGAGAUGCUAAAAGGAAAGGAUGUGGUGGUUCAGUCCCCGACAGGUACAGGGAAGACCAUGGCGUUUCUUGUUCCGAUACUUAGCUGCAUAUAUGAUGUAAGAGAGGAUGCAAGGGCAGGCGUUGCUGCAGUGGUUAUUACGCCCACCAGGGAGCUUGCUUUACAGAUCAAGGAAGUGGCAGAGCUAUUUGACGUGAGUUGCGAGUGCUUUAUAGGUGGAAUGAGCAUAGAAAAGGACUAUGAGAAGAUGGAGGGAGAGUUCCACAUUGCUGUUGGAACGCCUGGAAGGCUUUUGGAGAUUGUCAGCAAAGACAUAAAGAAGUUCUCCAGGAUCGGGCAUCUUAUUCUCGACGAGGCCGACAAGCUACUAGGAUUUGGGUUUGAAGAAAAACUGAUGCAGUUGAUCAAGAAAUUUCCAAAGAACAGAGUUACGGGACUGUUUUCUGCAACGAUUAACGACUCGGUGGAUAAACUCUCGAGGGCUUCUCUGAGGAAUCCUGUCAGCAUUAAAGUGGGGAACAAUGCAAUGCCUGUUCUUCUUGAGUACAUUGUUUUGAGUCCCAUGGAAAAGCUAUUUGCUCUGAUGGACAUUGUGAGCGGUAGAAGAUGUAUUGUUUUCUUUGCAACAUGCAAUGAGGUUGACUUUUUCUUUGGAUUACUUUCGAGGAUUGGGCUUGGGAGCGUAUGCAAGAUACAUGGGAAGAUGUCCCAAGAUGAAAGAAACAAUGUCUAUAAGGAGUUUUGCCAGGGAAACGGCCUUCUUUUUUGUACGGAUGUUGCUGCAAGGGGAAUAGACUUCAAGGAUGUGGAUUUGGUUGUACACUUCGACAUUCCGAAGGAGUACAGCAGCAUAGUUCAUAGAAGUGGUAGAACGGCCAGGAACGGGUGCAAGGGAGAGUCCAUUCUCUUUGUGAUGCCAAACGAAAAGGCUUAUACGGAAUUCCUGAAGAUUAAAGGCAUUCCUGUGAUGGAGGGCAGCUACAAGGUGAAGCCUACCAUUUCUCAUGAUGAUAUGAAGGGCAAGAUUGACCCCGACCUUCUGAAGCUUUCUGUCAAGGCGUUUGUUUCAUAUAUAAGGUCUUACAAGGAGCACUUCGUGUCAUACAUACUGGACUACAGGGGCUUGGACUUCAACUCGCUGGCAGAGCUCUUCUUCUUGGAAAAAAUACCUGGGAUGUCCGAGUUAAGGAACGUUAAGUUCGAGAAGUUUGCCAAACCUCUAGAAAGUGGAAAGAAAGGAGAUAAGCCCAGAAAGAAACACAAGCGUAAGUAG